Limulus polyphemus (Atlantic horseshoe crab) is the source of this 3336-nucleotide messenger RNA. RefSeq names its product sodium-dependent noradrenaline transporter-like. Gene Ontology annotation, biological process: sodium ion transmembrane transport; dopamine uptake involved in synaptic transmission. The transcript has 12 exons. Gene Ontology annotation, cellular component: neuron projection; neuronal cell body membrane; presynaptic membrane. The record is from RefSeq and is a predicted model, not a curated record. The coding region runs from base 9 to 1733 and encodes 574 amino acids. NCBI's taxonomy places the organism in Eukaryota, Metazoa, Arthropoda, Merostomata, Xiphosura, Limulidae. Gene Ontology annotation, molecular function: dopamine:sodium symporter activity.
AGUUCAAAAUGUCCGAACAUUUCUCUUCCAACUCUAAAACUCAUGAUCCAGAGAGUCCCGAUCAAGAAACAGAUAAGUCUGAGAAUCCAAGAGAUUCUCAAAACACGACAACACCAUCUCCUGACUCCUCAAAAAGCAUUCCAACUGCAAACGGAAAAGGUGGUCCAAACGAUCUGCGGAACAAGAAUAAAAAACGAAGACUGAGGAAGUACCUUACUAAAGAUGAAGGUUAUUACUCAACGUCAAGUACACCUAAAUCAUUAGCAGCCCAUAAAGUAGUUCUACUUUCUGGGACUAGUGUGUCGACCCUUCCGGGUCAAGUAAGCGCAACGGACAGUCGGAAACUUCCAGACCUGGCGGACGGUACGUUGACCGAGAAUGCCUCAGAGGAUGGAGAAGGAGAUGACCGCCCGACAUGGGGGAAAAAAGCCGACUUUCUACUUUCCAUCAUAGGCUUUGCUGUGGACUUAGCGAAUGUAUGGCGAUUCCCUUACCUGUGCUAUAAGAAUGGGGGAGGUGUGUUUCUUAUUCCCUAUCUUCUGAUGCUCGUGUUUGGAGCAAUGCCUCUGUUUUACAUGGAACUUGCACUUGGCCAAUACAACCGUUUGGGCCCCAUCAGCGUUUGGAAGAUUUGUCCACUUUUUAAAGGUGUCGGAUACUGUGCAGUCCUAAUUUCCUGGUAUGUGUCCUUCUACUAUAACGUCAUAAUUGGCUGGACCGUGUACUUCAUCUACAAGUCCUUCAGCUCUGAGCUUCCCUGGAUGAAAUGUGGGAACGAGUGGAACACAAACCUUUGCUCGACUGGAGGUCUUCCAAAUUCCAGUGACGUCAAUUCUACGGAUCUAAAUGUGCUGAACAAAACAUCGCCGGCACUUGAGUUUUUCGAUCGGGAAGUUUUGGAGGUUCAUCUGAGUACCGGGUUUCACGACUUGGGCGCCCCCAGGUGGCAGCUUGUAAUUUGCGUCUUUAUUGUAUUUCUUAUACUUUAUUUGUCGCUGUUCAAAGGAGUAAAAUCAUCAGGAAAAGUUGUAUGGGUCACAGCGACCGCCCCCUACAUCAUACUUACCAUCCUCCUUCUUCGUGGCGUUCUCCUACCAGGUGCCAUCAACGGAAUGAACUAUUACCUCCGCCCAGAUGUACACAAGCUUCUAGACUCGCAGGUGUGGAUCGACGCGGCAGUGCAGGUGUUCUACUCUGUUGGGGUGGGGUUUGGAGUCCACCUCACCUACGCUUCGUACAACAAGUUCCACAAUAACUGCUACAGGGGUGGUGGAUAUACGAUGUAUUGGUUCGAUACCUACUCAGCAGGAAUCUCUUUGCUGUGCUCUGCAUUAUUGGAAGCCAUUGGAGUAGCGUGGUUCUAUGGGUUAGCAAAUUUUUGCGAGGAUAUACAUGAAAUGCUUGGCUUUUCCCCGGGCCUUUUCUGGAGACUAUGUUGGAAGUUCAUUAGCCCUUUCUUUCUUGUGGCUGUAAUAGCGUCAGCAGUCGCCACCAACGCUCCGCUAGUCUAUCAUAACUACAGAUUUCCUGGCUGGGCUGUAGCUCUUGGAUGGUCCUUCGCUCUCUCCUCUGUUACCAUGGUUCCCGUGGUAGCUUGCUACAAACUGUUCAAAGCACGUGGUACUUGUACAGAGAGGCUUGCAAAAGUGAUUACUCCGGAGCAAGAACUCGAACAGCAAACAGAUAAGGUGGUGGUCAAUCAAUUCCAUCUAAGUCACUGGGUGUACGUGUAGACGGCGAGGACUUUUGUCGCCAAGUGGGAGUCUUGUCUCUACCCAAGAAUCCUAAGAAGCAAAUCUAACGCUAUUUCUACCCCUACACGACACAAUUAUUCACCGUUUCGAAGUAACAGAAAAAUGAAAAGAGUAUUCCAUAAAAGGGCCAGUGCUGACUUGAGGUGGAUUCUUCUAAUGUAACGUUCCUGCUUCGAAAUCAGCUUUUGAGCUGACAAAGAUGUACAGAAUUUUCGUCGUGCAUCUGAACUAAAUGAUGUAUUGGCUUAUGUAUGUUAGAAAGUGACAAUACUGAACAGUUUUCUCCCGCUGUUUAGGUUUACGUUUAUUUUUCAAAGUUCUCAGAAUAUCAGUGAUUGAAUUAUCAGCUAUGUAAUUCAACGCAAAUGACUUGAAUACACUCACGAGACGAGGACCGAAUUUUUCUUUUAAGAGUGGACUGUUGCUGAUAAUAAAGCAGAAACAGUGACUAGCAGCUUGACGGAUGCAGAUUUCAAGAAGUAUCGAACUACACAAAACGGAAGAGUUAUAGAUAUGUUCCAAUUCAUUGGUACACGUUUUGUAAAAUUGAGGAAUAACGACUGUAUAAGGAAAGAAGUUGUAUGUUGUGUCUGUGUUGUGCCGUAUCGUAUGUGUUACAGGGAUUUAUGACCACCGAGAAACUUAGUCUUUUUUUGUAAAGAAAAAAAGUAUUGUGUUGUAUUAUAUGUUCAAGUAACUUUUUGUAUCACAGUGUGGCGGUCAUGUUAGGCUUAGUUUGGUUGUAUCAGUAUGUUUCACGUUCGAACAGAAUUAUCUUAAUGUAUGUAGGAAAACUAUAGUAUUUUGUGUGAGUUAGUAUCUAAAAACGUAGCGUGGUGUAAUUAUGAAGUUGAUAAAAUAUUACCCUUUAUCUAUUUAAGCGACCGUCUACCUCUCUGUUGAGCUAGCCACCUAGCGGCUUAGUUCUGUAAUAACGGGUAGUAUCACGUUAGAUGUACCCUUGAUGUAUAUGUGUUCUUAAGAUAACCGUUAAGAAACUCGAGUGUUUUCGUGACAUGAUAAAUGUAGCCUUUACUAUCAUGUAGCACAAGUUGUUUUGUUUGGAAGUUAAAUCAGUUGUGAUUUCUCAGUGUGAAUAUAAUAACAUAAACACAUUCACAUGCGCGACUUAUUGGGUUCCACGUUUUGUUUUUCAAAAAGUUUCAACCACUCCUUUCUAGGGUUUAAUUUUAUUACUUCACCAACUAUUAUUGUAGCUCAUCUGUAAUUCAAUAUUUUCUUCAGCAUAGAUUGAAACGAUUGAAUUUUCUGAAACUUUUGUAUGAGCUAUUAAAAGUUUUGAGCCAAUGAAUGUGUAUAAUUAAUCUUAUUUGAAAGUGUUAUAUUGCUAUGUCUUCUUCGGCACUAUGUAUGUAUUAUUGAGAAAAGGAAAUUCUGAAGGUGUUAUAUUGAUAUGUCUUCUCCGGCACUAUGUAUGUAUUAUUGAGAAAAGAAAAUUCUGAAGGUGUUAUAUUGAUAUGUCUUCUCCGGCACUAUGUAUGUAUUAUUGAGAAAAGGAAAUUCUUUGACAGCUUGUGUUUAAUAUUAUGUGGUUGGAUGUAUUAAAAGUUACUGUGAGUUA